This is a messenger RNA of Cucurbita pepo subsp. pepo (vegetable marrow), 800 nucleotides long. RefSeq names its product ATP-dependent Clp protease adapter protein CLPS1, chloroplastic. Gene Ontology annotation, biological process: protein catabolic process; proteolysis. NCBI's taxonomy places the organism in Eukaryota, Viridiplantae, Streptophyta, Magnoliopsida, Cucurbitales, Cucurbitaceae. The record is from RefSeq and is a predicted model, not a curated record.
GAAGAGAGAAUCCACGCGUCGGCAAAUGAGCCACGCAGUCGAAUCUCGUUUGCAAUUUUCUGUGAACCUGCUGCACUAAAUCACUCUUCAUCCCUCAACAGUUCUUCGAGCAGGGGCAAUGGAAGCAGCAAUUUGCGGUCGAGUACCUAUUUCACCCUACCAUUUCUUCAAUUCGACCAGGCCGGGGGAUAAAUACUAUUUUCAUAAACCAUGUAGAAACCGGAGCAUCUUAAUGUUAUCGGUUGCUGCGCUUGGAAGAGGUGGGGGGUUGUUGGACAAGCCAACAAUAGAGAAGACAACACCUGGCCGUGAAUCCGAGUUUGAUGUUAGGAAAUCAAGGAAAAUUGCUCCGCCUUAUCAAGUGUUGCUACAUAACGACAAUUACAACAAGCGGGAAUACGUCGUGCAAGUUCUGAUGAAGGUGAUCCCUGGAAUGACCGUUGACAAUGCAGUCAACAUAAUGCAGGAGGCACAUCACAAUGGUAUGUCAGUGGUAAUUGUCUGCGCUCAAGUGGACGCAGAAGAUCACUGCAUGCAGCUACGAGGCAAUGGUCUUCAAAGUUCAAUCGAGCCUGCAAGUGAUGGUUGUUGAAUAGGAAACAUAGACCAUGUAAUGUACUCUUUUCACCCCUUAGUUAUCAGCCAUAUUAAAAUUGCAUGCCCUCAACUGCUACAAUUUGCAAGCUGCACCUAUGUACAUAUAUAGAGAUACUUCAUAAACAAAUAAACUUCAAUUUAUGAAUACCAUGUUCACAAUAGUUAUGUUAUGAGUUGUACACACAAACACAUCUUCCUUUUCA